This is a messenger RNA of Monomorium pharaonis (pharaoh ant), 2159 nucleotides long. Its product is annotated as amidophosphoribosyltransferase. Gene Ontology annotation, molecular function: amidophosphoribosyltransferase activity. The record is from RefSeq and is a predicted model, not a curated record. The transcript has 6 exons. NCBI's taxonomy places the organism in Eukaryota, Metazoa, Arthropoda, Insecta, Hymenoptera, Formicidae. Bases 1 to 1623 code for a protein of 540 amino acids. Gene Ontology annotation, biological process: purine nucleobase biosynthetic process; purine nucleotide biosynthetic process.
AUGGAAUCAUUUCAUGAUAAAGAUACCGAAUAUUGUACCAAAGCAAUGUCUUGUCUUUCCACGGAGGACGAAUCAAAAUUUACAAGAUCACGGAGCAAAGGUGAAACCAGGGGACAGAGGCCUGCUGGUCUUACGCACGAAUGCGGCGUUUUCGGAUGCAUCGUUGCAGGAGAUUGGCCAUCACAAACUUGUGACGUUGCUCAAGUUGUUUGUCUAGGUUUAGUUGCGUUACAACAUAGGGGGCAAGAGAGCGCAGGAAUCGUUACAAGCGAGGGCGUCUGCUCGAAAUCAUUUCAUGUUUAUAAGGGUAUGGGAAUGAUCAAUAAUAUUUUCAACGAUGAAAAUAUGAAAAAGCUCAAAGGCAAUCUUGGAAUUGGUCACACCAGAUACAGCACAAGUGCGGCCAGCGAAGAAGUCAACUGUCAACCAUUUGUAGUGCACACCGCGCACGGAGCAUUGGCAGUUGCACAUAAUGGAGAAUUAGUUAAUACGGAAAGUUUACGAAAAAUGGUAUUAGGACGAGGCGUUGGUUUGUCGACGCACUCAGAUUCGGAGCUCAUAACACAAGCGCUCUGCUUAAAUCCGCCUGAAGGUGAAGUCAACGGACCGGAUUGGCCAGCGCGUAUCAAACACCUUAUGCAAUUGGCACCAUUAUCAUAUUCCCUGGUUAUAAUGCAGAGGGAUAAGAUCUAUGGCGUACGCGAUCCAUAUGGCAAUCGCCCACUUUGUCUAGGGAAAAUCGUACCAAUUGGCAAAUUAGCAAAUAACGAGUCUGACGACGACGACGAUGAUGCGGAAGGCUGGGUAAUUUCAUCGGAAUCCUGUGGAUUCUUGAGUAUCGGCGCGCGUUAUGUCCGUGAAGUAUUUCCCGGUGAAAUCGUGGAGAUGACUAGAGAAGGCAUUAAAACUAUCGAGAUAGUAGAAAGACCGAAUAAAAAACCGCAGGCAUUUUGCAUCUUCGAAUACGUCUAUUUCGCCAGGAGCGACAGCAUUUUUGAAGGACAAAUGGUCUAUUCCGUACGUUUGCAGUGUGGACGAGUGCUAGCGAUGGAAUCCCCGGUUGAAGCAGAUAUAGUCAGUUCUGUGCCAGAAUCUGGAACAGCAGCGGCACACGGAUACGCCAGGCAAUCAAAGAUACCUUUUGCCGAAGUGCUGUGCAAAAACAGAUACGUAGGUAGAACGUUCAUUCAACCUAGUACGCGAUUGAGACAGCUCGGAGUAGCGAAAAAAUUCGGAGCUUUGUCAGAGAAUGUAAAAGGAAAGAAAAUCAUUCUCGUUGACGAUUCUAUCGUCAGAGGAAAUACAAUCGGUCCAAUUAUAAAAUUACUACGUGACGCGGGCGCUAAGGAAGUUCAUAUUAGAAUAGCAUCGCCUCCGUUAAAAUACCCAUGCUAUAUGGGUAUCAACAUUCCAACAAGAGAAGAACUUAUCGCGAAUAAACUUGACAAUGUAAAAUUGGCCAAACACGUAGGUGCGGACAGUUUAACAUACCUUUCGGUCGACGGACUUGUUGAGGCAGUCAGGUAUCGCAUGGACAAUCGCGACAGUAGUUACAUUGGUCAUUGCACUGCCUGUCUAACGGGAGAAUACCCAGACGAAUUGCCUGGUGAUCUCGAUUGGUGAAGACACAAGAUGUAUAAUAUUUAUAUACAUUUUUUAUAAAAUACAAUUUUUGAUUCUAAAAUCAAAAUGAAACUCAGGUCUCUAAAAUAAGUAAAGAAGUAACGAAGAUACAUAGCAAGCUGCGAUAUAUGAUUUCACAAAGUGUUAUCAUAGAAUAUAUAUAUAUAUAUAUAUAUAUACAUAUAUAUGCGUGUUUAGAUAUUACCGCGUGCAUACAUAAAGUGUUAAGCUUUAAUUGAUCGCAAAGAUUGUAUACAAUCUUACUUGAUAAUUGAUUUAUAUAUAUAUAUAUAUGAAAUAUUUAUCUAUUCUAUGUUUAUGUUACAUUAUCUAUUUCUUUGCUAGAAUUUUAUUAUUAGGAACGAUUUGUACUUUUGGGUUUAAUUCAGUAUUUUAUAAUUACAUAUUUUCCCAAAACACAAUUAUAUAUAUGUAAAAUAAAAAGAAUAAGUAAUAUAAUAUGUGAGAUAUUCUACAUCGUGUUAACUGUAUCAUGUUAUGCUUGCUACAUUCAAAAUAAAAAACUCAGAACAUUU